Molecule: messenger RNA, 456 nt
Organism: Clonostachys byssicola
Lineage: Eukaryota; Fungi; Ascomycota; Sordariomycetes; Hypocreales; Bionectriaceae
Source: the annotation of a GenBank genome assembly
AUGCCUGAAGCACAAAAGCACACCGCACGCUCCAUCCUAGAGGCGUUCUACGAUGCAGAGCGCAUCUACAUGUCAGCCCCCCCGGACAAGCGAGACUUCAGUGGCAUCGCAGCCACCCUGAGCCCCGAGUAUCGACUUCUACAAACCCCCGCUCUCCCGUAUGGGGGCGAGUACAUUGGCCCAGAGGGUCUGGAGAGAUGGGCAAAGCAGAUGGCAGACCACUUCUCGGUUGUAGAUGUCCAGGAGCCAGAAAUCUUCGAAAGGGAGGGGUCCAACCGGAUUGUGGUCCUCGGAAAUGUACACUUCAAGGCCCGGGCUACUGGGGAGGAGAUAGAUUACCCGUUCUGCCAGGUCGUCACCGUGGACUUGGAGAAGGGUGUGUUGACGGAGCAGCAGCCGUUCUAUUGGGAUGUCGCGGAGAUAAAUCGCAUGCUCGGGCACACCCCCAAAAAUUGA